CAACCAAUAAGCUUGAUUUACCAUCGGGCCGUGUAGAGGUUAUAAAGCUACAACCCAUUUGAAUUGUAAAAUCUUAACCUUCUAUAUAUAUAAAUUUUUAGACACCCUCCGUUUGAAAUCUAUAUGAGGCGUAUGCAGGGGACCGACCGCACCGCAAGGCCUGGAACAUUGGAAGCCACUCCUUAAAAAAGUCGACAUAUUCUGUGAUUCUGCCAGCCCCAGGACCAUGUACAAGUAACAAAAAAGUCAUACAUAUGUGUAACCGUUUCUGUUGUGUAACACGGCAAGUAGGGCGCAUCCAGAGACAGAUUCUUGUGUUGUGUGUUUCUACUCUCACGUGUGCGUCAAUCCCUCGAUAGCUUGCUGUAAAAUAUAAGAGCCUUGUGAGCCUUUCACCUUACAGAGUUCACCAAGCCUUCCUGUCCACAUUCCCAAUUAGGUCUGGCAGAAAAAGAUAUAUUGGCAGCCAAAAGCUUAAGCGCCCUCCAAUGAAGGAACCGGUGCUUGAAGAGAUGGAGAAUGCCGGAGGGUUUGGCAAUGGCUUUCAUGGGGUUGGUGAAAAAGAUGAUUUCGACCCAAGUGCGCCGCCUCCAUUUAAGAUAGCUGAGAUCCGAGCUGCCAUUCCAAAGCACUGUUGGGUGAAGAAUCCAUGGAGGUCUCUGAGUUAUGCUCUCAGGGAUGUCUUUGUGGUUAUUGCAUUGGCAGCAGCAGUAAUCUACUUCAAUACUUGGAUCUCUUGGCCACUCUACUGGGCUGCUCAGGGAACAAUGUUCUGGGCUUUAUUUGUUCUUGGACAUGAUUGUGGCCAUGGAAGCUUUUCUGACAGUCCCGAGCUGAAUAAUUUGGUGGGGCAUAUCUUGCAUUCUGCAAUUCUUGUACCCUACCACGGAUGGAGAAUUAGCCACAGAACUCACCACCAGAACCAUGGGAAUGUCGAGAAUGACGAGUCAUGGGUUCCGUUGACUGAGAAGUUAUACAAGAGUUUGGCUUACAGCACCCGAUUGCUGAGAUUCACAGUGCCUUUUCCCUUGUUUGCAUACCCUUUUUACUUGUGGAGUCGAAGUCCAGGAAAGGAAGGUUCCCACUUCAGCCCAUAUAGCAAACUGUUCGCACCCAAUGAAAGGAAAGAUGUGAUAACUUCAACCUUGUGCUGGUCUACAAUGGCUGCUCUGCUUAUCUAUUCAUCCUAUGCAAUAGGCCCCAUCCAAAUGCUAAAGCUUUACGGUGUUCCCCACUUGAUUUUUGUAAUGUGGCUGGACCUUGUGACUUACUUACACCACCAUGGCUAUGAGCAGAAGCUUCCUUGGUACCGUGGCAAGGAAUGGAGUUAUCUAAGGGGAGGGCUCACAACAGUUGAUCGAGAUUAUGGAUGGUUUAAUAGCAUCCACCAUGAUAUUGGCACCCAUGUUAUACAUCAUCUCUUCCCUCAAAUCCCACACUAUCAUCUAGUGGAAGCGACUAAUGCAGCCAAACCAGUGCUUGGAAAGUACUAUCGGGAGCCAAAGAGAUCUGGGCCGUUCCCAAUUCACUUGAUCAAGAAUCUAGUAAGAAGCAUUGCAGAAGACCACUAUGUCAAUGACGAUGGAGACAUCGUCUACUAUCAGACUGACCCUGAGUUGUUCAAAUCUUCCAACAGCAAGUCUGACUGAUUCUUUCAGAGCUCAGUUGAAGAUGUAGUUUUGCCAGUUGUUUGAUUACUCUGUUUCUAGUUCAGAAUUGGUCAAUUGAUGUCUGUGAUAAGCUAGGGAGACUUCAAUUUGUUUCUUUUAUUUCCGAAAUUAUGAGAUCCUCUUCUUUUCUCCACAAGGGAGAAAAUGAUUUUAUGUUAUGAUGGAUUUUCAAAACAGUUGUAUUUUGAUGAUAAAGCAUACCUUUCUCUUA
Molecule: messenger RNA, 1881 nt
Organism: Alnus glutinosa
Lineage: Eukaryota; Viridiplantae; Streptophyta; Magnoliopsida; Fagales; Betulaceae
Product: omega-3 fatty acid desaturase, endoplasmic reticulum-like
Exons: 8
Coding region: 489-1649 (386 amino acids)
Biological process (GO): lipid metabolic process
Molecular function (GO): oxidoreductase activity, acting on paired donors, with oxidation of a pair of donors resulting in the reduction of molecular oxygen to two molecules of water
Source: RefSeq, a predicted model, not a curated record